CGAGGCUGRUCCUGGUCCCGGUGCCCUCCCACCCCUCCGCUCGCUCGUCUCCUCCCCCUUCCUGCGCUCGGCGCUUCCCGGCGGAGCGGGGCCGCCGCGGGGACCGGCCGCGCCCGCUGCCGCUAUGGAGUGAACGAGGGGCCGCGGGGACCGGCUGGACCGGCCGCCCCCCGCCCGCGGCUGCUCUCUCCAGGUGCCUGUUUCAAGAUGUCCCUCUGGAACCUUGUGUCCCACAUGCCACCAGAGGAGUUCAGCAGCAGCCUCCCUGCAGAGUUUCCCCGGAGCCUGCGCUGUCUCCUGGCYGAGUGGCUGGAGAACCAGCCCUGGGAGUUCAUCAAUGGCUCGGAUGCCUUCUGCACCAGCAUGGCCAGCGGGAUGCUCUCRGCCAUGCUGGAGAAACUCCGCAGCGCUGCUGGCAGCGACGGGCAGCAGUGCCAAAUCCUGCAGCAAGUCAACAGCAUUGAGAACACCUUCCGCCGGGACCCGCUGCGGCUGGUGACCGUCGUGAGAGCCAUCCUGGAUGGCGAGAAGGCAGCCGUGCUCAAGCGGGACCACCAYCUGCCCCUCAGCUUCCACCGGCGGCAGGAGGAGCUCAAGUUCAGUCUCGGGCUGCAGCGGCUGCAGCACCGAGUSCGUGAGAUCCAGGCGCUCCGGGACGAGUGGGCAGGGCGGGAUGGGGCUGCACAGAGCCCCACAGCCCCCAAGGAUCUGCCCACCCUCAUUCUGGAGGCUGUGAAGGAGCUGGAGGCGGCCAAACAGCAGGUGCUGAAGAGGAUCCAGAUCUGGAAGAGGCAGCAGCAGCUGGCAGGGAAUGGUACCAUGUUUGAGGAGAACCUGGCGCCGCUGCAGAAGAGGUGUGAGAACCUGGUCGAGGUUUACUUCCAGCUGCAGCAGCAGGUGAUGGCAGCAAGCRCAGAGCUGGGGCCCGAGCUGCUGCCCCGGCUCCUGGAGCGCUUCAAUGAGGUGUUGUCCAGCCUGGUCAAGAGCUCCUUCCUGGUGGAGAAGCAGCCCCCGCAGGUGCUGAAAACCCAGACCAAGUUCCAGGCGAGUGUCCGGUUCCUGCUGGGCCCGCAGCUGCUGAAAGCAGCCCCGAAGCCCUACGUGGUGAGGGCUGACAUGGUGACAGAGAAACAGGCACGGGAGCUGGAGCUCAGCACCUACAGCAACACCCUCAGUGAGAGCACGGGGGAGAUYGUGCACAACACGGUGGCCCUGGAGACCAACCCCACCAGCGGGACCUGCUGUGCCAACUUCAAGAAUGUGCUGCUAAAGAAGAUCAAGCGCUGCGAGCGGAAGGGCUCGGAGUCGGUGACGGAGGAGAAAUGCGCUGUCCUGUUCAGCACCAGCGUGGCCUUGACCUCCAGCAACGYCACCGUCCACCUCCAGGUCCUGUCUCUGCCCAUCGUGGUCAUUGUCCACGGCAACCAGGACAACAAUGCCAAAGCCACCGUGCUGUGGGAUAACGCCUUCUCUGAGAUUGACCGAGUGCCCUUUGUGGUGGCCGAGAGGGUGCCCUGGGAGAAGAUGUGUGACACUCUCAACCUGAAGUUCAUGGCAGAGGUGCAAACCAGCAAGGGGCUYCUCAAGGAUCAUUACUUCUUCCUGGCCCAGAAGAUCUUCAACGACCACAGCGCCAGCUUUGAGGACUUCCAGAACCGUCACGUCUCCUGGGCCCAGUUCAACAAGGAGAUCCUCCCUGGGCGGGGAUUUACCUUCUGGCAGUGGUUUGAUGGAGUGCUGGACCUCACCAAGAGAUGCCUCAAAAGCUACUGGUCAGACAGACUCAUCGUGGGCUUCAUCAGCAAGCAGUAUGUGUGCAAACUGCUGAGCACAGAGCCGGAUGGGACCUUCCUGCUCCGCUUCAGCGACUCCGAAAUCGGGGGUGUCACCAUUGCUUACGUCAUCCGGGGAAAGGAUGGUUCCAGCCAGGUGGAAAACAUCCAGCCCUUCUCUGCCAAGGAUCUGUCCAUCCGCUCCCUCGGUGACCGGAUCCGGGACCUGGGGCAGCUGCGCAAUCUGUACCCCAACAUCCCCAAGGACCAGGCAUUCGGGAGUCACUACAACAAAGAACAGACAGGCAAGGACGGCCGGGGCUACGUGUCCACUGCCAUCAAGAUGACGGUGGAAAGUGAAAGGGACCAGCAGCCUCCAAGCACCAUGGGGGCCCUCCCCGAGGCCCCCCAGAUGCCGAUGUUCAACCUGCCCGAGCUGCGCCCUGAGAGUCUGCAACGAGUGCUGGACCCCAUGUGUCCCCCCCCUCCAUUCUGCCCCCAGCCCGUYCCCACGGGCUACCCCACGGUCGAGAGCAACAUCACCAUGAUGGUCCCCGACAGGCUCACGUCCCCCUUCCACAGCCAAUCACCGAUGCUCUCGCCGCCUCUGGGCAUGGACCCCUCGCUGUCGCACUGCCAGGACCCCGCCUUCAGGACCCCCGGCCCUUUCAUGCCCAACCAGUUCAUGCCUGGGGAGGUGCCGCAGCUGCUGCCCGGGGGUCCCUCUGCAGAGCCACAGGACGAGGAGAUGCCCGAGCUGCCCCCGUUCCCGGCCGCGGGGGAUGCGCCGCUGCAGAGCUCCCCGCGAUGGAUGGAGCAGUCGUUGGGCUCGGAGUUGGACCAAUUCGUCCUGCAGGAUGUGUCCCUGUUGUCCUCYUUUGCGCCCCUCCCGCAGCGCUCCGGGUACCCCGGUGCCAGCCCGUCCUGCUGGGGGCUGGGGGAGGCGCGGUGGGAUGACAACGUCCGGCCGGGACACGCGUGACAAGGCCACCAAGGGGAGGGGGACAUCGGACAGGGACCCCCCCCUCACUCCCUCCCAGCCUUGCCUCGGUUCAUGGACUUUACACAACUCGUGCUGAAGUGGAAACUCCAGCUCGGAAAGGAGGGGUYGGGGGGAUUUGGGGUAACCCCCGCCCCCCUCCUCCGCGCAUUGCUGCCCGCCCCCGCCGCUGCCGGGGGUCCGCGGGUGAGGGGGUGCAGGCGCAGGGGCCCCGUCCUGCGUGGGGGGCACCGGCAGCCGCACGCGGUGCCCCCAGCCCACGCCGCCGGGAUGAGUCACCGCGGGGGCGGGAGGCGGCAGCGCGAACGGCGCCGGGGCGGAGGUGCCAGCCCGGUGCCCGGCRGGGAGAACACCGGGACCCCCAUGGAGGGGGACACGGCACCCUCGCACCCCCGCAGUCAGCGCUUGCUUUGGGGUUUGGAGCUCCUCACCCACCCACCCCUCCCUCCAGGCUGGAGCAGGGGGCAGGAAGAUAAGCCAUAAAAUAAAGUUUUAUUCCAAAAUAACAAAAUAAAUAAUCUACUGUACACGGUACAAAGGAAGAGUCGCUAAUGCUCUAAAAAGACACCACACAGUCCUAACGG
Malurus melanocephalus (red-backed fairy wren) is the source of this 3356-nucleotide messenger RNA. RefSeq names its product signal transducer and activator of transcription 6 (gene STAT6). Bases 208 to 2754 code for a protein of 848 amino acids. Gene Ontology annotation, molecular function: RNA polymerase II cis-regulatory region sequence-specific DNA binding; DNA-binding transcription factor activity, RNA polymerase II-specific. The record is from RefSeq and is a predicted model, not a curated record. Lineage: Eukaryota; Metazoa; Chordata; Aves; Passeriformes; Maluridae. The transcript is spliced from 20 exons. Gene Ontology annotation, biological process: defense response; regulation of transcription by RNA polymerase II; response to peptide hormone.